CGGACUCUCAGAGUACGGCGCCAUCUUGUUUGUUUUAGUGGGAGGAGGGGUAUAAAAAGUAAACUACGGCCGCCAAAAAAGAAAACUACAAGUGGAGCUUAAUUGGUUGGGGUCCCCUCCUUAGGUGAGAAGGUGCUGGGCUGGGACAAUGUUUUACGCCCACUUUGUCCUCAGCAAACGUGGGCCGCUAGCCAAAAUCUGGCUGGCAGCCCACUGGGAUAAGAAGCUCACCAAGGCUCAUGUGUUUGAAUGCAACCUGGAGAGCAGUGUGGAGAGCAUCAUCUGCCCCAAGGUGAAAAUGGCGCUGCGCACGUCAGGCCAUCUACUCCUUGGGGUGGUGAGGAUAUACAACAGAAAAGCCAAGUACUUGUUGGCAGAUUGUAAUGAGGCUUUCAUCAAGAUCAAGAUGGCCUUCAGACCAGGUGUAGUUGAUCUGCCUGAGGAGAACCGGGAAGCCGCCUACAACGCCAUCACAAUGCCAGAGGAGUUCCACGACUUUGACCAGCCGCUGCCGGAUCUAGAUGACAUUGACGUUACCAAGCAGUUCACUCUGAACCAGAGUCGCGUUGAAGAGAUCACCAUGAGGGAGGAGGUUGGCAACCUGAGCCUGCUGCAGGAGAACGACUUCGCUGACUUUGGGAUGGACGACCGAGAGAUGAUGCGAGAGGAGAGUGCCUUUGAGGUGGACAUAAUAAACGGGGCUUCAGCAUCUAACCUUCUCCUGGACCCUGAGACCUCUGGCCCCCAGAUCACAGACAAAUCCAAUCACCUGGAGUAUGACGACCAGUACAAAGAUGACUUCGGAGAGGACCCCAUGGCUGACAGCGAGGGAGGCAUGCUGGUUGACAAGCUCCUCAGUAACGAGGAUGGAGGUGGCAUUUUCGACGACCCUCCGGCCAUCACCGAGAGCGUGCUGGGGCUGCAGGACCACGAUGAUGAGGAUGACUUCGAUGCCUUGUCACCAGGGGGUCCAGACAGCCCAGAAUCUGGUCCAGCAGAGCCCCUGCCUGCCAUGCAGGACCAGACAGAGCAGACCACAUUGGUGCACAACGAAGAGGAAGCCUUUGCCCUGGAACCCAUCGACAUCACCGUUAAAGAAACCAAGGCCAAGAGGAAGAGGAAGCUGAUUGUAGACAACCUGAAGGAGCUGGACAGCAAGACCAUCCGCGCCCAGCUCAGCGAUUACUCUGACAUUGUCACCACGUUGGACCUGGCGCCGCCCACCAAGAAGCUGAUGAUGUGGAAGGAGACUGGCGGCGUGGAGAAGCUUUUCUCCCUGCCGGCCCAGUCUCUCUGGAACAACAAGCUGCUCAAGAUGUUCACACGCUGCCUGACCCCGCUUGUGCCAGACGAGAUGAGGAAGCGGAGGAAGGGAGGAGAAGCCGACAGCCUGGAUGAGUUCCUUAAAGACCUGGAGAAUCCAGAGGUGCCUAGAGAGGAGGCCAUGCAGAGGGACAUCAUCGACCAGACCAUCCUGGAGGAGCCCAGUUUGCUUCAGGCAUCAGCCAUGGAGGGCAGCAGGACGACUCUGGACGAGUCCGUCAUGCCCCCGCCUUCCUCCACGUGCAACCAGAAACCCAAGGCUCAGGACACAGAGCCAGCCCUUCCAAUGGGUACUCUGGAGCAGGCGGCCAACCAUUCAGGGGUGUCCCAGCAGCUGGAUGUGACUGUAGAGCUGCCCCCCGAGGAUGUCACCAACAUCAACCAGUUCCCCGAUCUGGACCUGAUAGGGGAGAAGAAAGACAAAAAAGACGGAGAGGAAGAAUCGGAAGAAGAGGAUGAGGAGGGUCAGGCUGGAGACCAGGAUCAAGAAGAGCGGAGGUGGAACAAGAGAACUCAGCAGAUGCUCCAUGGCCUUCAGCGGGUCAUGGCCAAGACUGGGGCCCAGCAAAUUGGCCUGCUUGAGCUGUGCCGAAACAACAACAAGAAGCAGGCUGCCGCCAAGUUCUACAGCUUCCUGGUUCUGAAGAAACAGCAGGCGGUGGAACUCAGCCAGACAGAGCCGUACAGCGACAUCAUUGCGACCCCCGGAGCUCGCUUCCACCUCAUCUAGAGACUUAACACUGGCUGGUUUUACUCUAAACAGUUUUUUGAUGGUUUGUAUAUGAUGUGUUGUUUUGUGUACCUGUGCAUUUUUUUUUUAUACCUUUUUGUUCUCUUGUCUUUCAUGUGAUACGGAUGUUUUUUAUUUUUAAGGUCAGUGGCAACUGGUUGUGAAUGAAGUCUCUGAAUUACCAUUUGUGGGGUUAUCGUAAGCAGGCUGUCAUUGGUUCCUGUUAUCCAAUGAAAGCACUGUGUAUUUUUAUAGAAUGUGAAUGAUGGUCCAAUAAUGUGUUGUUUUCAGAGGCUCCAUUUCUCUAAUUUAAACAGAAAAUCAAGUUUUAUAUCCUUUAGCCAAAAGGAGCAUGUAGUAUCGGUUUAGGUUCUGAAACUUGACUGAAAUUUUAACCAGUACAAAAGUAAUUUGCAUACACCAGCAUACACCAUUGUUAUAUAAGUGCUUGAUUCCUAGACUGUAUGUUUUCAAAUAGGUCUUAAUUGUGGGGAUUGCAGGAUCAUGUAGAGAUGGAAAGUGUCCAGACUUAUUGCAUGCUCCAUUUAAAAAUAUAUAUAUUUUAUUACAAGUAACUGCUCCUGAAAUUGCAUUUUUAUGGCAUUACUUUAAUUCCCUUUGAGUCGCUUUUGGCCAGUUUCAAUUACAGAUUAUUUUUUAGUACCGUACUAAGCUUAUUCUUUGUCCAACAAAACGGCCCAUAGAGACAAAUAUACUUAAGCAACUAUCUCUUUCAGAUGGUAAUUGUUUUAUCCCAAUUGGAUCUGACGUUGCAUCCUUUUUUAGGCUUUUCUGCUUUCAAUAAAUUAUGACUUCCAAAAUUUUAUGGACAAAGAUUAAGACUCUUAAUUGAGCUUGUUUGGUCCAGGAUUAGGCUUGAUCUGUGUCUUUGAAACUGGCACAUUGGUUAUCAACUUUUAAAUACAGUCAACUUAAUACAUUUCUGGUCUAUAGUGGAAUUAACUUUAUUUGGUAUUUAAUAGACAUUUGAGAUGGGGUUUUGAUCCAAUAACUUUAGUGGGAACUAUCACCACUUGGUAAGUCUGAAAUCACUACAGUGCAUAGGACUCUAAACUUUUUGCUUACCUCUGUACUCAGUCAUUUUUGUAGAGUGUGAGUAAGUUUUGGGGAUCUUCAAAUGGUUUAUUCCAUCAAAGAGCUAAAGCACAUCAUUCUGAUGAUCCUUUUACCAAUCUGUACUUAAAAAUAAAAACACAUUUUGAUAUCCACUUAUUCUUUCAAAAUUGUAUGUCACGUUUCAGUGCAUUCCUUUUGAACUAUGUGCCUGUAAACUUGCAUUAUCCCUUUUUGUAUAAAACCCUAAAUGACCUUGUAGAUACUGUUGCCAAAUUGUAUCCUUACACAUUGAGACUGAUGCCAUGCCUGUAGUCAGAACCCCCAGCAAUUGUGUUUAUGUAACUUUUCUAAUUAAACAAAUACUGUUUCAACAGUUGAUGACAAUUACAAAUGA
Molecule: messenger RNA, 3524 nt
Organism: Esox lucius (northern pike)
Lineage: Eukaryota; Metazoa; Chordata; Actinopteri; Esociformes; Esocidae
Product: double-strand-break repair protein rad21 homolog A
Exons: 14
Coding region: 149-2053 (634 amino acids)
Biological process (GO): replication-born double-strand break repair via sister chromatid exchange; synaptonemal complex assembly; mitotic sister chromatid cohesion
Cellular component (GO): synaptonemal complex; cohesin complex
Molecular function (GO): protein binding; chromatin binding
Source: RefSeq, a predicted model, not a curated record